AUGCGCCCGCUUCCAAAGAGAAUCAACCCGCUCAUCCUCCCUGAGGUUUCACCGCCAUAUGAGGAACUUCUUGAGCGCCGUCGACUGGGCAAGACAAACCUAUCUGUCAAACCGGGUCAGGUAGGGACUUCCAACGCGACGAAGCCGGAGAACUUGGGCAUGUUCGAAUACGCACACUUGCGGGCGCCGCUGCCCAAGGACCUCAAAGGGUCGGAGAUCUUCUCGUUUCAACCGCCACAGACGAAUCCGGAGGCUUAUUUUCUCAUGCGACGGAGCAAGGAUGGCUAUGUCAGCGCCACGGGCAUGUUCAAAAUCGCAUUCCCCUGGGCGAAGCAAUCAGAUGAGAAGACUGAACGCGAUUACCUGAAGACCAGAAAGGAGACCAGCUCAGACGAUAUCGCUGGGAACAUAUGGAUAUCUCCCGAUCUCGCCCUCGAACUCGCAAAAGAGUACGGCAUGUUCGACUGGGUCCGUGCUCUCCUGGACCCAACAGAAAUCGACCAGUCCGCCGUCAGCCCCGAGAAGCAGAUCUCCCCACCCCCCAAAUUCAAAAUGCCACCCGCCGCCAGCGCUACAUUGACACCAUCGCAACCCAUUGCCCGCAGAAACUCGCACAUCAGUGUCACCCGCCAAACCGUCAUCCCCCAGGAAAACCUCUGGAACCCGCAGGCCCAGACAAACCCGCGCGCAUAA
Messenger RNA from Paracoccidioides lutzii Pb01, 693 nucleotides. RefSeq lists its product as hypothetical. The transcript has 4 exons. The record is from RefSeq and is a predicted model, not a curated record. Gene Ontology annotation, cellular component: nuclear membrane complex Bqt3-Bqt4. Gene Ontology annotation, biological process: mitotic telomere tethering at nuclear periphery; meiotic attachment of telomere to nuclear envelope. Gene Ontology annotation, molecular function: DNA binding. Bases 1 to 693 code for a protein of 230 amino acids.